Messenger RNA from Cynoglossus semilaevis (tongue sole), 2624 nucleotides. It is a transcript of the gene xpnpep1, whose product is annotated as X-prolyl aminopeptidase (aminopeptidase P) 1, soluble. NCBI's taxonomy places the organism in Eukaryota, Metazoa, Chordata, Actinopteri, Pleuronectiformes, Cynoglossidae. The record is from RefSeq and is a predicted model, not a curated record. Gene Ontology annotation, molecular function: metalloaminopeptidase activity. The transcript has 20 exons. Bases 568 to 2457 code for a protein of 629 amino acids.
GAUACCAACUUUGCUUUUAUCCCACCACACCCACCAGCGAAUUCAACGUCAGCGAAUUGAAUGAAUCGACGUGUGUAAUGUUUGGCCUGUUGAAAAUAGAGAUGCGUCAUGUGCUAAUAUGCUCGUCCGUUCAUAUCACAAACAACGUGUGUGUUAUUUAUCUAUUACGACAUAGCAUAUGGUUUAUUUUGUAGCGUUAUAGGUAGGUAGUUACAUAUCGAACGCUGGUUCGUCUUAAGCCAACUUGUAAACAACAUGUGCCUCAAUGGGCCAAUGGGGAAGCUCAUCGAUGAGGAAUACUUUAACGUGAUUGGCCCGUUUGUGGCCGUUUGGUUUGCCACGAGUUGGAAAGUGUUCUUUUAGCUUUGUUUUUAUGAAGUUACUACCCUGAGUAUAGGUCACACAUUUCUCCCUACUCUAGUCAUUUACACUGUUUGUUUAAUAUUUAACUGUAGCAGUAACAGUUACACAACAAGCAGUUUAUGUCAUAAAACAUGAGUGGACAGUGACUUUGAACCGCAGAAUGAUAGUGUAGCCUCAAUCCUGCCUCAGCAACCUGACGUUAACAUGGCUUCCCUUAACACAGACGCAGCCAUGUCUCCAAAGAUCACUGGAGAGCUGCUGAGGCAGCUUCGUCAAGUGAUGAGAAACUGCAAAUACUUCACUGAGCCAAUACAGGCCUAUAUUGUUCCUUCUGGUGAUGCCCAUCAGAGUGAAUACAUUGCACCAUGUGACUGCAGGCGUGAAUUUAUCUGCGGUUUCAACGGCUCUGCUGGCACGGCCAUUGUCACAGAGCAGUAUGCUGCUUUGUGGACAGAUGGGCGCUAUUUUCUCCAAGCCACCCAACAAAUGGACAACAACUGGACCCUCAUGAAGAUGGGACUGAAAGAGACACCGUCUCAGGAGGACUGGCUGAUUAGUGUUCUGCCAGAAAACUCCAAAGUGGGAGUAGAUCCUUGGAUUUUUGCUGCUGACCAGUGGAAGAACAUGUCCAAGGCACUGAUGAACGCAGGCCACUCUCUGGUGGCGGUGCAGGACAACCUGAUCGAUGCAGUUUGGGCCGACCGACCGAAACGACCCAGCACACAGCUGCGCACCCUGGGACUGGAGUACACCGGUAUGUCGUGGCAGGACAAGAUCGUUCAUUUGCGAGCCAAGAUGACACACAGGAAGAUCAGCUGGUUUGUGGCCACUGCCUUGGAUGAAAUCGCGUGGCUUUUCAACCUGCGUGGUGCCGACAUUGAGUACAACCCAGUUUUCUUUGCAUAUGCCAUUGUGGGAAUGAACACAAUAAGGCUCUUUGUGGACAGUAGUCGUCUUUCCGACCCUGCGUUAAGAGACCAUCUGCAGCUGGACUCUUCCAGCAAACCUGAGCUGACCAUCCAGACACUUCCCUACGAGUCGGUCUACUCUGAGCUCCAGGCCGUCUGCGCCGCACUUGGGCCAAAAGACAAAGUCUGGAUCAGUGACAAGGCCAGUUGUGCUCUCACACAGGCCAUCCCAAAGGCCCACAGGACUCCAAUUCCAUACACUCCACUCUGCCUUUCCAAGGCUGUGAAAAACGCCACUGAGAUUCAAGGCAUGAGAAUGGCCCAUAUCAAAGAUGCAGUUGCCCUUUGUGAACUCUUUGCUUGGAUAGAGAAAGAGAUUUCAAAGGGCACGGUGACUGAAAUCUCUGUUGCUGAUAAGGCUGAAGAAUUGCGCAGUCAACAGAAGGACUUUGUCGGCCUCAGUUUCCCCACGAUCUCCAGUGUUGGUCCCAAUGGAGCAAUCAUACAUUACAGACCGCUCCCUGAGACCAAUAGAACUCUCACCAUGAAUGAGGUUUACCUGAUUGACUCCGGAGCUCAAUAUGUUGAUGGAACCACAGAUGUCACACGAACCAUGCACUUUGGAACACCAUCACCUUAUGAGAAGGAAUGUUUCACCUAUGUCCUAAAAGGACACAUAGCCGUCAGUGCUGCUGUUUUUCCCAAUGGAACCAAAGGGCAUCUUCUGGAUUCAUUUGCUCGGGCAGCUCUGUGGGAGUCCGGUCUAGACUACCUCCAUGGGACGGGCCACGGUGUGGGCUGCUUCCUCAAUGUCCACGAGGGGCCGUGUGGCAUCAGCUAUAAGACAUUCGCUGAUGAGCCCCUGGAGGCCGGCAUGAUCGUCAGUGAUGAACCUGGGUACUAUGAAGAUGGAUCUUUUGGUAUUCGCCUGGAAAAUGUCGUCGUUGUUGUUCCAACAAAGCCCAAAUACAACUACAGAAACAGAGGGAGUCUGACUUUUGAGCCACUCACUCUGGUCCCCAUCCAAGUCAAGAUGAUCGACACAGACCUGCUCACUCAAAAAGAGCGUGACUGGGUGAACGACUACCACAGGAAGUGUCUGGAGGUGGUGGGAGCAGAGCUGGAGUGGCAAGGCAAGAAGGAGGCGCUGGAGUGGCUGAUCAGGGAAACACAGGCCAUCGUCUGAGGCUGAGACCAGAGAACAGAGCCGAUCAUGAUGACAGGGAAUAUGCUGAAUAUCUCUGCAACGAUAAUCUUCUCUGAUCAUUUUGAUCAUUUCUCUGUGUCACACACGGCUUCUUUUUGUAAAGCACAUUGUACCAGCAGUUUUAUUAAAGAUCAUCAAGAGAAAAA